UCACGAUACGCGUACUUAUUUACUGUUUUAGUAUAUAAUAGUUUAUAAUAAAUAAUAUUAGUGAUUGUGCUAAAGGAAUUGUGAGUGGAAAGUGGGAAUUUGGAAAAAGUUUUUAAGAAAAUGCUGUCUCAUCGCAAGUGAUCCAUGCUGACCCUUUCCGACCUAGAACUAUACAACAUACAAUGGAACAGCACCGAACUCAUCACGCCUACCGCCGACGCCGAAGAAAACUCAACCGAACCCCAAACAGACAUAAACUGUAACAGUAGUCUAACUACCUGUGAAACUUUAUACGAUACUUUUGAGUACGGUGUGGUUGUGCUACUGUUAGUGCUUAUAGUUGUGACGGUGAUCGGGAAUACGCUGAUCAUUGCGGCAGUUGUGACGACUAAACGGUUGAGGACGGUGACGAAUUGUUUUGUGACGAGUUUGGCGGCCGCUGAUCUGUUGGUGGGGAUUUUUGUGAUGCCUCCGGCCAUCGCUGUUCAUAUUACUGGUAAAUGGGAGCUGGGAUGGAUUCUCUGCGACAUCUGGAUAAGCCUGGACAUUCUCCUCUGCACUGCGUCCAUCCUCUCCCUCUGUGCCAUCAGCGUGGACCGCUACCUGGCUGUCACGAGACCGCUCUCGUAUUCUAGAAGAAGAAGGUCCAAGAAGUUGGCGCUGACUAUGAUCUUCUUUGUUUGGAUUUCGGCUAUGGCUGUUACUUGCCCGCCUAUGUUUGGAUGGUACGAACCAGACCACAACCAAGGCGGCGUCUGCCGGUACAACCAGAACCCAGGCUACGUCGUGUUCUCAGCCAUGGGUUCCUUCUUCCUACCCAUGGCUGUGAUGGUCUACGUGUACGCAAGGAUAUCCUGCGUGGUCGCCAGGAGGCACCACCAGCUAUCUACGACCACUAAAUGUAGUAAGAAAGGCAAGCUGUCCUGCAUUCGGACCGAAUCCGAUUCCGGGUCGGAUAAACUCUCCCUACGGCAGAGUGCUUCCAAACAAACAUCAAAAUCCACACAGCAGAGCGACUGCUCCUCCCAAACCGACAAAUGCCCCUGCUGCUUCCACGCGGAGAAAAAACGAACUAAAAGGAAGGAAAGAGAAUCGAAAUUCUACAAUGACGUCACAUUUAAAGCGAACUUCAAAUAUAAGAAUACUACACGCCAUCGAACACAUUCUGAACAUUCUGAAAACAAUCGAGUCUCUUCCCUUAGACGGGAAACAAAAACUGCUCAAACGCUAAGCCUAGUGGUCGGUGGUUUUGUCGCUUGCUGGCUACCAUUCUUCCUUUAUUAUCUCCUUACCCCGUUUAUUCCUUCCAAUUAUGUGAAUCCGGUGUUAAUGUACAUUUUGACGUGGCUUGGAUGGUUCAAUUCGGCCAUUAACCCUUUUAUUUACGCGUUCUAUUCGCCGGAUUUCAGGUUAGCUUUUUGGCGGCUUACUAUUAGGAAAUGUACGAGGAAUAAACGCUAAUUUUUAGGUGUAUGCAGGUAAUUUCUUAUGUC
Molecule: messenger RNA, 1493 nt
Organism: Leguminivora glycinivorella
Lineage: Eukaryota; Metazoa; Arthropoda; Insecta; Lepidoptera; Tortricidae
Gene: TAR2
Product: probable G-protein coupled receptor No18
Exons: 5
Coding region: 145-1461 (438 amino acids)
Biological process (GO): adenylate cyclase-activating adrenergic receptor signaling pathway
Cellular component (GO): membrane
Molecular function (GO): G protein-coupled receptor activity
Source: RefSeq, a predicted model, not a curated record